This is a messenger RNA of Cyprinus carpio (common carp), 4123 nucleotides long. RefSeq names its product scavenger receptor class F member 1-like. Gene Ontology annotation, molecular function: scavenger receptor activity. The record is from RefSeq and is a predicted model, not a curated record. NCBI's taxonomy places the organism in Eukaryota, Metazoa, Chordata, Actinopteri, Cypriniformes, Cyprinidae.
UUGAUGAAUAGAAAUUUCAAAAGAUACUGCAGCUUUUGAUCAAUUUAAUGCAUACUUGCUAAAUAAAAGUAAUAAUUUCUUAGAAAAAGAGAAAGUCUUACUUACCCCAAACUUUUGAACAGUAGGGUAUAUACAGUUAAAGAUUAACUGUUGAUUUUUUUUCACUUUCUCCUAUCCGAGUUUAAUAUGCAAAGCCAGCUGUUAGUAAUACAUUUUGUUGAUUUGCCAAAGAGUAUAAACAAAGGUUUUGUGGCACUUUCAAAGCAUUGCUGUUUCGGGGCCCAACAUGUUCACUUAUAGCUUAAGCAAUGGCAAGCAUUUGGGGCAAGGCUGCCUGUAAUAAGCUGUUUAUCGGGAAAUUGACUACGAAGGGAUGGGUGGAAGGGUUUGAAACAAUCAUUAUUGUCAUUUCACUUGGUAGUGCAAAUGACAGCAGACUGGUGCACUUAAAAACAUGGGAAUAAUCUGCAGUGUUUUGAUAAUCAUAAUACACCUGGCAUUAUAUUAUAGAUGUCUGGAUGGAAGCUACAUAGAAUUAUAGUACCUAUUUUUAUAGAGAGUAAUAUGGAUUUUAACCAAAGAUACUGACAUUGUAUUGCCUUUAUGUCACUAGGGGGCAUUAGAGUAUUUUGUAUUCAUGUUCUGCUGUCCUUAAAAAGUGUCCAUUUUCUAUCUAUUUUAAGAAUAUUUAGCAUGUUUUUAAUAGAAAUAUUUUAAUACUGGCAGAUAACAUAUGAUAUUAUUAAUGUACAGUUAGUUCUGUGAUGUCCAUGAUUGUCAACCUGAUGUUAAAAAAAGCAUGUAAACAUGUAAGAAAAAAAGAUGCAAAUUUAUUGUUUGAAAAUGUUGUCAUCUUUUAUUCACUCUCGUGUUGUUCCAAAUUUGUAUGACUCUUUUGCAGAACACAAAAGAAUAUAUUUUGAAGAAUGUUGGGGUGAGUAAAUGAUGACAGAAUUUUUUUUUUUUUUUUUUGGUGAACUACCUUUUUAAUGAGCUAUAAGGCUAAAUAAAAUCCAGAGGUGGUGUUGUGACAUUUGUGUGUGUGUGACUUUGUUUUUUUAUAUUUGUAUUUUAAUGUAUAAAUGUAAUUGGUAAGGAUGAGAAAAUGUUGGCAGACACAUUGACCAUUAAAAAUACCCAACUCCUCCCACAAAAUUCUGGGCCUUGAUUUUGUCUUUAAACAACCAGUGGCUUAUUGAAUUAGAGGAAGCUGGCUUUUCUUCCUCAGGAAACUUGCAGAGGAAACAAAAGGAUUUGAAGUACCCAUUUUGCUAUAGAGACUGGACUGGAUAUUGUCUGUUCUAAAAGUACAGAACUAACCUGUACUGGUGCUGUGGUAGGAGAGGGGGUCCGGUUUUGGUCGGUCCGGAGGGGAUGGAUACCUUUCUGACCUCUUUUGUACUGAUACUCACGUGUGUCCAGUGCUCAGCUCAGAUACUCUCUCCGACCGGGAAAAACGUCUGCCCCAGUGUCAGGGAUUCUUCUACCAUAUGUUGUUCUGGAUGGGGCCAGAACGGUGACGAAUGCACUGUCCCCCUCUGUGAGGGAGAAAGGGCCUGUCUGCAGGAUGAAGUGUGUGUUUAUCCUGGACUUUGUCGAUGUAAACCUGGGUUUUACGGGUACCAGUGCAAAACCUCUUGUCCUCCUGAAUUUUGGGGGCCGGAUUGUCGAGAGGUCUGUCCCUGUCACCCUCAUGGGCUCUGUGACCCAGUCACUGGUGUGUGCUCGUGCCUGCCCAACCGCUGGGGCAACCUGUGCCAAAACAGCUGCAAAUGUGGACGUCAUGGGAAAUGUGACCCUGUCUAUGGCAACUGCACCUGUGAGGAGGGCUGGUGGACGUCCACUUGCUCCAAAGCCUGUCAGUGCCACCUUGCCACUUCCACUUGUGACCAAGCCACAGGACGCUGCCUGUGUAACAAAGGCUUCUGGGGCCAAAGGUGCAGCCUGCGAUGCAACUGCUAUGUGUCCCCUUGCCAGCAGCACACAGGGACCUGUCAGUGCCAGCGUGGCUGGUGGGGUCCGUCCUGUGAUCGCCGCUGCAUUUGUAAUCUCAGCCAUGCGGACUGUGACGUGCAAACUGGCACCUGUCUGUGCUACCCUGGUUACAAAGAGCCAUUUUGCAAUGAGCCUUGUGACAGUGGAAAGUAUGGCAGUGGCUGUAGGAGAAGCUGUGGACACUGUGAAGGAGGCAGGUCUUGCUCUAAAGAGGAUGGCCUGUGUGAUGCCUGUGCACCAGGGUGGAAUGGCACUCGCUGUGACCAGCCGUGUCCUGCAGGUUAUUAUGGCUAUCGCUGCCAUAACGUUUGUCCGCGUUGCAGAAACAUGGACCCAUGUGACACAGAAACUGGAGCAUGCUUACAUUGUGAUCCUGGUUGGACUGGACCGAGAUGUGAAAAACCCUGCACAGAUGGUACAUACGGAGAUGGCUGUCGUUUCCUGUGUAAAACCUGCCAUCACGGCCACUGUGACCAUGUGACAGGAAGUUGCAUUUGUCUUCCUGGCUUCCAGGGUGAGAGCUGUAACAGCACAUGUCCUCCUAACCUAUAUGGCAUGAACUGCUCUGCUACAUGUGACUGUGGGAAUCAUGCCUGCCAUCCAGCCACAGGAGCUUGUCCAAACAGUAGCAGGGCAGGUCUAUUAGCAGGGCUUUUGAUUCCCUUGUGCAUUUUAAUACUUGCACUGUUGUUCUGCUGCUGCUGUUGUGGGCGGCCCGUCGAAGGGAAGGAAGGAGUGGCGGUUGGAGAUGGCAGUCCUGCGGUUCGCGUGAAGCAUCAUGUUUAUACUGUGCUUGCCAACAUGGGUUCAGCAAUGCCGUGCAUUACUCUUUGGUCAUCUGGUUUGCCUAGGGUUACAGUCUCUCAUCAUGAUCCUGAGCUCACAUUUAACCACAGCUUCAUUGAGCAGCCAUCGUCCGGCUGGGUGACGGGCUCAUUUGAAACUGAUGAUGAAGGAGAGGCCAUCUACUGUGAACCACCCAGGGAAGAUGUUCUUACUGUGGCCGGUGGUGAGCUUCAGGAGCUGAGCUCUAAGUGUAACUUCUUCCCUGACCCAUCAACCUUCAGCAGUGACGACAUGUCACAGGAUUUUGGUAUCCCUCGUACCUCCAGCAUUGCCAAAUCCAAACGUCCUUCAGUCUCUUUUACAGAGCACAAAAAUCACAUCUAAAAAGAGCCCUAACUCCACACAAUAACUCAAAACCUGAAAAGAACAAGUCGGAAACCCAAGGCCUGGGGCGUGCUGAUGAUCUCUGCCCUGCAAGGAGGACAGGGAAACCACAGUGAAAAAGAAACAGAAAAAGAAGAGAAAAACAACGAUGAGACCAUCUCCUCUGAGGAGCAAGCAGCUGAAUCUGAAACAACACAAAAUGACUCGGACAGAUGCAGUCCUGGCCUGCUAAGAACUCACCUCACUGUGCCCAGUGGGAGACAACGUACACAUUCCAAUACCAGGAAGAAUGCCCAACCGUCUGAUAGCAGCCAGGAUACAGAUUCAGAGAAGUUAACAACUGUAUAUGUAACUGUGGGUAAGACCCAAAAGAUGGCAAAGCAAGAGCCCCCCUCGGAAGGGCCUGUUCAGUCGAUGCUGCGCAGACUGGGCAGCCUACAGAGACAAAGAGAGGAGGCCGCCCAGCCCAAAGGAAGGGGGCAGGCGAUCGCCAAGCCACCGCGGAGGAAACUGGGAGCGCAGGCCAGUGCGUGGGCGCAAGCUACAGGGUCAAACCAGUCAGAGGUGGUCAUGAGGAAACCUAGCCGCAGGAAGCACAACUCCCUCAGCUCUCCCUGCACAGUGGGGGCAACAGACUACCCUCAGGAGAACUGCACCCCCAAGAGGCCAUUGUCCUCCGUUUUAAAAAGUGUUCCAGAGAGUGAUACACUCCAUAGUUUGGAGAUGGAACAAGACACUGGAGUAGUUUGUGAGACAGACACUCUGACAGAGCACGCUUACGAGACUGUGGCUUCAUCUGAUAGGGUCUCCACAUCUUCAGAGAUUAUUAUUAAUGAGACAGUUGUGGACCAAGCAGAAAAUGAGCAAAAUUAUGAGAAUGUUUAUGUAAAGCAUUCAUAAUAUUCCUGAAUCUUAAAGUUUAUGAUUUAAAGGGCAAUAAAGUGUUUUUAGUACUGUA